AUGGAAGACAAGAGACACAGAUGGAAGACAGAGACACAGAUGGAAGACAGAGACACAGAUGGAAGACAGAGACACAAAUGGGAACCAGAGACACAGAUGGAAGACAGAGACACAGAUGGAAGACAGAGACACAGAUGGGAACCAGAGACACAGAUGGAAGACAGAGACACAGAUGGGAACCAGAGACACAGAUGGAAGAUAGAGACACAGAUGGAAGACAAGAGACACAGAUGGGAACCAGAGACACAGAUGGAAGACAAGAGACACAGAUGGGAACCAGAGACACAGAUGGAAGACAAGAGACACAGAUGGGAACCAGAGACACAGAUGGAAGACAAGAGACACAGAUGGGAACCAGAGACACAGAUGGAAGACAAGAGACACAGAUGGGAACCAGAGACACAGAUGGAAGACAGAGACACAGAUGGAAGACAGAGACACAAAUGGGAACCAGAGACACAGAUGGAAGACAGAGACACAGAUGGAAGACAGAGACACAGAUGGGAACCAGAGACACAGAUGGAAGACAGAGACACAGAUGGGAACCAGAGACACAGAUGGAAGAUAGAGACACAGAUGGAAGACAAGAGACACAGAUGGGAACCAGAGACACAGGCGGGAGACAAGAGACACAGAUGGGAACCAGAGACACAGAUGGAAGACAAGAGACACAGAUGGGAACCAGAGACACAGAUGGAAGACAAGAGACACAGAUGGGAACCAGAGACACAGAUGGAAGACAAGAGACACAGAUGGGAACCAGAGACACAGAUGGAAGACAGAGACACAGAUGGAAGACAGAGACACAAAUGGGAACCAGAGACACAGAUGGAAGACAGAGACACAGAUGGGAACCAGAGACACAGAUGGAAGAUAGAGACACAGAUGGAAGACAGAGACACAGAUGGGAACCAGAGACACAGAUGGAAGACAGAGACACAGAUGGGAACCAGAGACACAGAUGGAAGAUAG
Messenger RNA from Procambarus clarkii (red swamp crayfish), 972 nucleotides. Its product is annotated as sodium/potassium/calcium exchanger 1-like. NCBI's taxonomy places the organism in Eukaryota, Metazoa, Arthropoda, Malacostraca, Decapoda, Cambaridae. The record is from RefSeq and is a predicted model, not a curated record.